AUGGAGGAAAAGACUCCAAAACGCCCGAAGAACAACUUGAGCGACGAUGAGAGGAAACAACGCGAGAGAACGGCCUCCAUUGCGGGCAGUGAAGAGACCACAUCGACAAUUCCGGAAAAACAACAAGUGAAACGCGAGAAGUCUUCAUCCUCGGAAAUGUCGACCGUUCAAUCUCCCCCUCACUCAUCUCAUCCUCCACCGAUUAUCGCUCCUCCACUUCCACUUCAACUUCCACCAACACCAACACCAACACCAAUGCUCCCGCUGGCUGAGCCGAAAGUUGAACCGAUGGAGGUUGAGGAAAAAGAGUCGCCGACUAUUUCAACGCCGGGAAGCGCCGAGAGACCAAAACUCUUAACAAAGGCAGCUAUGAAAGUGUUCGUUCCGUCCACGAAUGUGCCCACUUCGAUGGUUCCGCCGAAAAGCGAGAAUCCCGUGUCGACUCCGAGCCAGCUAAAGGAAAACCGAUUGGAAGACAGAAAAACAGAAUCAGAUGAUGAAAGAGAACAACAGAAACCCUCAGCAUCUGGUGCACAGAAGACACCCGAAUUGCCAAAGCCACCACUUGCAAGGAAAUCCCCGAUUUUCUCCUCAUCUUCGUCGGAAAUCGAUAGCGACGAGGAAAUGAUUAUAGCCGCUUUGCAAGCACCCGAAUCAGCUGAGCAAUCGCAGGAUUCGGUGGAAGUACCCAUCGAGCUCAAGCCGAAACAACCUGAGACGCAGACCCUCGAGCUUCAAGAGCAAUCGGCUCAGCCUCAACAACACCCUCAAGUCCAACCGAUUCAAAAGAUUGAAGAAAAAGAGCCAGAGAAGCAAGUCGACCCAGUGGACAUUAUCCCAAUCGUUCCACUGAGAGACGACGAGGCUGAAUCGGCGGUGAGCGGUAUUCAGGAUGACUCGGAACCAUACGAAGAACGAGAACCAGUGAGAGUCGAGCCAGUCAUCCCAAUCAUUGAUCAGGAGACGGCGCAAGCGGCCGAGGCGAUUGCGAUAUUUGACGACGAUGAGGAGCCCGAGCCACAGUAUCCCAGUCAUGACUUCAUCGUACAGGCCCCAGAGGAAGAUCCGGGAGUCGAUGAAGAGGCAAAGAGAGCCGCUGAGGCGAUUUUGGACGACGAUCGGUCGAAUGACGCCGAGCCGACGCCGGUAAUUCCACAACAAACGCAAAUGGUCGUCACUUCGAUCAAACAGGAAUCCCCGAUGGUCUCCCCGGUUCCGAUCUCAACUUCGACAAUGACCUUUCCAACUGUUGUCAAGUCUGAGACUCCAACUUCAACACCAACAUCGAUCGAUUCUUUUGCUAUUCAUCAUCAACAAAUGGAAACCGCAAGACAGCAACAGCAGCCUGUCUCACAGCCUCAAAUUUUGCCUACGAUUGCCACAAGCAGUGUAGCCAAUGCGUCAUCGACCCAACCGCGACUUGUUAAAGCCGAGCUAUUGGAGCCUGCGCCUGUCACUUCCACACCAUCUUCCUCAAAUUUCUCGAGUUUUGUCGCCAAGCCGAGCCCAACGCUCAAUUCAACGGUGACCGGAAGUGGCUUCAAUCCGUUUGGGGGAAAGGAACCACCCGCUUUUGGCCCAACAACCUCAGCGAUCGCUUCAUCAGUUCUAUCAUCGGUGGCGAGCACUUCGACUCCUCAAAUUUCUCAAUCUCAACCCCCACCACCAACAUCGGUCAUCCAAUCACAGCCCCAACAACGGCCACCGGUCACUCAAGCUCCGGUCAGCAUCUUGCCGACUACCGCAACACCGACCGUGUCGAGACCGGUGAACCCAGUGCACCAGACUCAACCCAUUCAACAAGCGCAGCAACCACAAGUGCAACCACAACAACAACAACAACAACAGCAACAGCAAGUACAAGUACAGCAGCCGCUCAUUCAACAACAGCAGCCUGUUGUGGCUACAACUGCCCAGAUGGCCGGUCUCACUCAAGGCAUUCCAGUCACUCAACAAGCCGCCUAUCAGCAGUUGCAACACUACCAGCAAUUGCAACAACAGCAACAGCAACAUCAACAGCAACAGCAACAGCAGCAGCAACAAAGGGCUGAAUCCGUUCACAAAGCGGCUCCCUCACCAGCUCCAUCGCCCGUUGUCACCCAGGCUCAGGUUGCACAAGCCGCCCAAGCUGUCGCCCAAGCCCAAGCCCAGGCUCAAGCUCAAGCUCAACAAGCGGCUCAACAACAGCAAUACGCGCUUCAAUAUCAAAUCUUAAGCACGCUCAUCGCUCAAAACCCCCAGCAAUUCAGCCCGCAACAGCUUUUGCAUUUGCAACAACAACAGCAACAACUCGCGCUGGCCAUGCAGCAACGCGUGCACACCGAGAGUCCUGCUAACUUCCUCCAACCGAGCAGCACUCCAUCAUUGGCUCAACAACAACAACAAGCGGCUCAACUUCAGCAGCAGCAACAACAGCAGCAACAGCAGCAACAACAAGAGCAGCAACGAGCUGCUCAGGCAGCACAAGCUGCCCAGGCCGCUGCUCAGCUGAAGAAACAACAGGAAGCCGAGGCUUUGGCUCGCAAGAAAACGAUGGAAGAGGCGACAAAACGCCAGCAACAACUCGCACAGCAACAACAGCAACUGAAAGAAGCGAACGAGAAAUUCCAACAAUUGUAUCUGCAAGAACAACUCUGUCAACAGCAACUCAACCAGCUGGCCCUGGGAAUGCAGACGGCGUUCGCGCAAAACAAUCACCCACUCGGCAUUCAAUACCAGAACGAGCUGCAAAAGAUAAAACAACAACAGCUCCAGAUCCAGUAUCACAUGCAGAUCUACACGCAAUACAUUCAGCAAGCUCAAGCUCAAGCCGUAGCCCAUGUCUCUCCUACGUCAACCCUCUCGGCCAGUUCCACUCCAGCUCCUCAAGUGACCUCAAAACUCGAAACACAACAGGUCCCACUGCAAGCAACCCCGCAAAUGCAACAACAACUUGCCGCCGCCGCUGAUUCCCUCCACCACCCGUUGCAUCAACCGAUGCGAGCUGCCAGUGUCGCCGCGUUUCAAGUUGCCUCAACAUCCGAGUCGACGAUUCCAACCCCGAUGUCUCUCGAGAGUCGCCAGCCACUUCAAGAAGCGAACAGCAAUAUUGGCCAAAAUCCGACCAAGAAAAUGCCCGUCAUCUGGCAGGGAACGUUGGCGAUGAAAGCGCACGAGGCACAAGUUCAAAUGCAUCUGUUGGCCGGAUCACCCGAAUAUGUGGCCAGAAGCAUUGGCAACACGCAAUUGGUGAGCGGACUGUGUCUACGGAUAAAUCAACGAAUGCGUUGCGUGCCCGAGCAAAUACAAAGUGUUGUGAGCAAGCUGGAGGACGCGACGAACACGGCAAUGUUGGUGUGUUUGCCAGUCGGCGAAACGAGGGAAGAGCUGCAGCUGUCGCAAUCGAUAUUCGAGACGGCUUUCAUCGAGUAUUUCACGCAAAAAGCCGCUGCUGGCAUUGCGAAUGUGCCGCAUACGGAGCACACAUCCGCUUGUGUUGCGCACGUUUUCCCGCCGGGCGAUUUCGCGAAUCAUUACCUCAAGCACUACUCGAAAGAUUUCUACAAUACGAUGCUCAAGAAAAAGAUCCGCUACCUCGUCGUGAUCAUCACCCCGGAGGAUGGACAGAACGCCGUGCCCGUUCAA
This is a messenger RNA of Mesorhabditis belari, 3624 nucleotides long. The record is from the annotation of a GenBank genome assembly. Lineage: Eukaryota; Metazoa; Nematoda; Chromadorea; Rhabditida; Rhabditidae.